Molecule: messenger RNA, 4560 nt
Organism: Papaver somniferum (opium poppy)
Lineage: Eukaryota; Viridiplantae; Streptophyta; Magnoliopsida; Ranunculales; Papaveraceae
Exons: 8
Coding region: 1-4560 (1519 amino acids)
Biological process (GO): cell surface receptor signaling pathway; protein phosphorylation
Cellular component (GO): plasma membrane
Molecular function (GO): ATP binding; polysaccharide binding; protein serine/threonine kinase activity
Source: RefSeq, a predicted model, not a curated record
AUGGCUAUCAGUCCAAGUGAUCUUCUGUUGGAGCCUGUUAAUGUUUGUAGGGUUGGAAGCGGUUACUACAUCAUUAGCAGUCCAGAUAAAGCCUGGGUGCCCUAUCCGUUUGGUAUAUAUGAUGCUGCAGGUGGGGAAGAAUGCUCCAUUAAUGGAGUUGGGUAUGGAUACGGUAUAACCUGCAAUACUUCUUAUGAUCCUCCGAAACCCUUCCUAGGCACAGGAAAUAUUGAAAUUUUAAGUAUAUCAGAUUCCGAAAUCCGAGUUAGAAGUAACCAGGUAGCCACAGCUUGUUUCACCGAGUCCGGGGUGCUGAUAGGGAGUGAGCCUCCUGGUCGUGCAAAGAACAUAAUAGCGUACAGUCUGAAUGGCACUUCUUUUACAUUCUCAUACACCAAAAACAGAUUAUUUUCUAUCGGGUGUGAUACAGCCAACUCUUUCUUAGGUAUCAGUGUGGAUCGUAACAACAGUGAACACCAGUACUCAAGCCUAUGCAGUUCCCAAUGUGAUAGCAGCGAAGCAAUUAUAGAAGGAUCUUGUGCUGGAAGCGGUUGUUUCCAGUUGACAAUUCCCAAGGGAACAAAUCUAUUCGGUGCAAGAGUUUUCAGCUAUGAUAACCACACAAAAAUCUGGUCUUUUGAUCAUUGUGGUUACACAUUAAUGGCCGAGCAAGAUCAGUACACCUUCCGUGCAUCUGUUCUUCUACUUCCCUCCACUGAUUUUAUUGCUAAAGGAAAAUAUAUGCCAAUUGUUAUUGAUUGGGAAAUAGGGAAUAGGACGUGUGAAGAAGCAGAGACAGACUUGGGCACUUUCGCGUGCCAAAACAACAGCAAGUGUAUCAAUUCUGAUAACAAUCAUGGAUAUCGUUGUACUUGCUAUGAUGGUUACGAAGGAAAUCCUUACCUCAGUCCUGGAUGUCAAGACAUAGAUGAGUGUGAAGAUCCAAACAACAAUUGUGAAGGGAUUUGCACCAACACAGAAGGGAGUUACAUAUGUUCUUGUCCCAUCGGCAGUCCUGGAGAUGGGAGAAAGGAUGGGCGUGGUUGCGUUAUGAAACAAGCAGUUCCAAUACUAAAGCUUACUCUUGGUAUUGGCCUAGGACUACUGUUUUUACUAGUUGGUGCUUCUUGGUUAUACUUGACCAUAAGGAAAAGAAAACAGAUGCAACUCAAGGUAAGGUUCUUCGAGAAAAAUGGGGGUUUGCUGCUAAAACAAAAUAUACCCACAGACGAAGGUGGUGUUGAAUCAACUAGGAUCUAUACAGCACAAGAGCUCGGAUUGGCAACCAACAAUUAUGAUAAAAGUCGGGUGCUGGGAGAAGGAGGCUAUGGUACAGUAUACAAGGGAAUUUUAUCAGAUAACCGGGAAGUAGCCAUUAAGAAAUCCAAAAUAGUUGACCAGAGUCAGAUUCAACAAUUCAUAAAUGAGGUUAUUAUUCUAACUCAGAUUAAUCAUCGAAAUGUAGUAAAACUCUUGGUGUGUUGUUUAGAGACUAAAGUUCCUUUGCUUGUCUAUGAGUAUGUCUCAAAUGGCACCCUUUUUCAAGAUAUCCAUUACAAUAAAAGCGAGGCAUCUUCGAUUUCAUGGCAUAACCGUUUGAGGAUUGCUACUGAAACUGCCAGUGCAAUUGCAUAUUUGCACUCUGCCGCUUCUACACCAAUCAUUCACAGAGAUAUCAAGUCGGCUAAUAUUUUACUAGACGAAAAUUACACUGCAAAAGUAUCUGAUUUUGGAGCAUCAAGGUUGAUCCCUUUGGAUCAAAACGAAAUAGUGACACUCGUUCAGGGGACCUUAGGAUACUUGGAUCCUGACUACUUCAAGACCAGUCAGUUGACGGAGAAGAGUGAUGUUUAUAGUUUCGGCGUUGUUCUGAUUGAACUAUUAACAGGAGAAAAGCCUGUUUCUUUUGAGAGAUCUGAAGAGCAAAGAAAUCUUGCAUCAUUUUUCGUUUCAAAAAUGGAAGAUGAAAAUGCUCUAUUUCAACUUCUUGACGCUCAAGUGUUUAACGAGGAAAACAGGGAGCAAAUCCUUGACGUUGUGGAGCUUGCAAAAAGAUGUGUUGCAUUGAAGAGUGAAGUUAGACCUACAAUGAAACAAGUUGUAGCGGAGCUUGACAAAAUAGCAAGUCAUAAAGGUCAUACGAGGUUGGUACCGUCAGAACCAACGGAUCUGUGUAGCGUGCCAAUGAUCUAUUCCACCGUCUUUGAUUCUGGACAAUAUAGUCCGGACAACAGCAGUACCAUAGUGUCAAUAGGUCGUGGUGUAAUAAUGUUUCUACGAUUCUUAUUCCAACUGAUGAUGAUAAUCAUUUGUUGCCGGACAACAUCCAUGUUUUCAUCAUCGUCAUUCUUUCAGACAAAGCCUGGUUGUCAAUCUACAUGCGGGGACGUUAGCAUUCCUUACCCAUUUGGAAUGAUAUCAUCAUCAUCUGAUAGCGAGUGUUCCAUUGAUAGCGCACUUGGGAGUUAUGGUUUCACCAUUAACUGCAAUGCCACUUAUGAUCCUCCAAAACCAUUCUUAUUAUCCGAAUUUGACCUUGAAAUUCUAAGCAUAUCAGAAUCAGAAAUUCGCCUUAAAACCUGGCAAACCACCACAUGUUACAGUAAAUCUGGUGUUUUGGUGACAUAUUCAAGAGACUACGUGUAUGUUAAUUUUUCUGGGAGCCCAUUUACAUUUUCGGAAACCAAAAACAGAGUCUUCGCAGUCGGCUGUCAUACAUCUGCAUUUGCCAUUACGGCUGAUCAUGUCAAAAAUUAUACAAGACGGUGUGUACCAAAAUGUGAUAGUAGGGAAAACGUGUUGGAUCAAGAAGGUUCUUGCACUGGCAGUGGGUGUUGCAAAAUUGAAUUGCCCAAGGGGCAAACAAGUUUUAUAGGUUUGGCUACCAGCCCGCAUAAUCAUACAGAGGUCUGGUCUUUCAAUCCUUGUAGCUCUAUAUUCAUGGCUGAGCAAGACCUUUACAAGUUCAAUCCAGCAACUGAUCUUCUAAAACCUCCCAAAACAAUACCUGUUGUGCUUAAUUGGGCAAUAGGGAAGAAGACGUGUGAAGAAGCACAGAAAGACCUGGCCGCUUUUGCAUGUCAUCAGGACUACAAUAGUUCCUGUAUCAAUUCCGACAACGGUCUUGGAUAUCUUUGUUCUUGCAAUAAAGGUUAUGAGGGGAAUCCUUAUUUCAGCCCUGGAUGCCAAGACGUUAACGAGUGUGAAGAUCCAACAAACAACCCUUGUGAAGGCAUUUGCACAAAUAUUGUUGGGAGUUUCAGUUGUGCUUGUCCAAAAGGCAGUUCUGGUGAUGGAAGGAAAGAUGGAAGUGGUUGUACACUCAAGAAUCGAGAAUUUUCUAUCAUAAAAGUUGUUAUUGGUAUAGGGGUAGCCUUUGUGUCUUUAGUCAUUGCUAGUUCUUGGUUAUUCAUGGCUAUCAAGGAAAGGAAGUUAACCAAGCUUAAAGAGAAAUUCUUUCAACAGAAUGGUGGUUUACAACUACAACUACAAAUAGGCUCACAUGAAAAUGGUAUGGAAUUAAUGCAGAUAUUUACAGCAAAGCAACUAGAAAAAGCCACCAACAAUUACAACAAGAAUCUAAUACUGGGACAAGGAGGCUUUGGUACGAUUUACAAGGGAAUUUUAUUUGAUAAUCCGGUUGUUGCUAUUAAGAAGUCUAAAAUAGUUGACCAAAGCCAGAUUGAGCAAUUCAUCAAUGAGGUUGUCAUUCUAACUCAAAUUCACCAUCGGAAUGUCGUAAAACUAUUGGGCUGUUGCUUGGAAACUGAAGCUCCAUUGCUGGUGUAUGAAUAUGUUUCCAAUGGCACCCUCUUCCACCAUAUCCAUCACAAGGUUGGUGGAGUUUCUUCCAUUUCCUGGGAAAGUCGCUUGAGGAUCGCAGCUGAAACUGCCUCCGCACUUGGGUAUUUGCACUCUUCACCAUCUAUACCAGUUAUCCAUAGAGAUAUGAAGUCGACCAACAUACUUUUGGACGAAAAUUACACUGUGAAAGUAUCAGAUUUUGGAGCGUCAAUGUUGGUUCCGUUGGAUCGAACCCAAAUUACCACACUAGUACAGGGCACCAUUGGAUAUCUGGAUCCAGAGUACUUCCAUACCGGUCAAUUAACAGAAAAGAGUGAUGUUUACAGUUUCGGUGUUGUUCUUGUUGAGCUUUUAACAGGAGAAAAACCACUAAAUCUUGAAAGAUCUGAAGAACAACGAAAUUUUACAACGUAUUUCAUUUCGUUAUUGGGAGAUAGAAGACUGUUUGAGCUUCUUGAUGCUCGAGUUUCGAAGGAGGGAAGACAGGAUCAAAUUGUUAUAAUUGCAAAGCUCGCAGAAAAAUGUCUAAACAUCGAAGGUAAAGAAAGGCCUAAGAAGGUAGAAGUAGCAGUGGAGCUAGAAGGUUUGAUAAGGACGCUAGAGACACAGACACCUGGGAGUACUGAUUAUCGUAAACCAAGUCAUGAUAAAGAGAAAAGUGACGUACUUGAGACGGUAGACCUGUAUCCUGUGCCAUUAAUUGUUGAUCAGUAUAUGGAGACAGAUAUGACUAUGUCUAGGAACAUCCGACCAUGA